Aspergillus costaricaensis CBS 115574 is the source of this 2805-nucleotide messenger RNA. It is a transcript of the gene triA, whose product is annotated as putative mRNA capping nucleoside-triphosphatase. Lineage: Eukaryota; Fungi; Ascomycota; Eurotiomycetes; Eurotiales; Aspergillaceae. The record is from RefSeq and is a predicted model, not a curated record. Gene Ontology annotation, biological process: polynucleotide 5' dephosphorylation; 7-methylguanosine mRNA capping. Gene Ontology annotation, cellular component: mRNA capping enzyme complex. The transcript has 3 exons. Gene Ontology annotation, molecular function: polynucleotide 5'-phosphatase activity. The coding region runs from base 217 to 2493 and encodes 758 amino acids.
CCCGGCUCUUUCGUGCCCUUCACCCUUCCACCCUGCAAAUCGCCAACUCACUGGCGAUUGCCUCAUGCCGUCAUUCCUCGCCAUUCUCUCGUGACUUCUCCGAGCUUUUUGGCUGGAGUUCAGCUGUCCCCAAGUGAUCGUGUGAGGGAGUCUGCAGCUUCCCUCUUUCUUGCUACUCAACACCUUCAGGUUGUCGCUUUCUAGCCAGCUGUCACCAUGGACUUGCGCACUAUCAUGAACACGGAGAGCGCUGGCAACUCCAGCGCUCCCUCCCAACCACAUCCGUCGCCAUCUCAAGCGCCUCGCGAUUCCUCCGACCCCAUCUAUCCUCCGCGCGACCAGCUGCCAUCCUCAUCCUCCUAUCCGUCAGCCUUUCCCGGCCCUCCGCCGCCGCAACGAUCUCACGCAUCUCCCGAGCGCUCUUCCUCCUACGGAUCUCUUCAAUCACCUUACCAAUAUCGUCCCUCACCGGCCAUAAUUCCGGGCGCGCCAUCCCAACGAGCUCCGACCCCUCCUCCCUACGGUGCCUCCGUCUCGCGUGACUCCUUCGCCGCGUCCGUCGCUUACAAUCAACAGCAACAGCAGCAGCAGCAGUCCCCCGUCGCUCAACAACGGUCGCAAUCCAUCCAGUCUGUUCUAACCCCCUAUUCCCAUUCCUCCAACUCAUUCCAUCCCAGGGAAAGUUCCCCGACAGGCGCUGCACAACCUUAUCCGUCGCAACAUUUCUCCCCUCCGGCACAAGGAUCGCUACCGAAUACGCCACGAGGGUCUGCUGCUGCUAUCUACGCCCACCAAUCACCCCAAUCUUCUGUUCGUCCUCAAUCUUCAGGUCGUGACUCUCUUUCGAAUCGAGCUUCCAGUCCGUGGGUGGGCCCGGACGCUGCCGCUGCCGCCAUGCACGUGUCGCCCUCCACCGCGGCGCGGUCAUCGCGAGCAGAAUCAAGAACACUAGACCAAACUCCGCGCAAACACAGUUCCACCUCAGAAAGAAGGGAGUCAGACGAAAGUGUGAGCCCGAGAACUACCUUCCUCCCAGGGGCUCGUUCCGAGGCAAGUACGGCACGUCCCGACCAGACCGCUUUAUCGCAGCCAGAACACGUUGAGAAUGGAACUAUAAUCAAGGAGGGCCAAUCUACGAACCCCAGUCUUCCCACACAUCAGCAACACAUCAACAGUUCACCCUCGUCGAGAAUGUCCAUCACAAAGGAAUCGUCUGUGGAGGAUUCGGCGCCCCAGUGGGCCCAAAAAGCUAGAGUGGCUUCAGACCCGAAAAUCACGUCGAGCCCGCAACAGCCCAAGCGAAAACGGCGAAGGCUCAACGAACCGCCUAUCUACGCCCAAAGAUGUGCUCGCUCGAAAGGAAGAUGUCCCCCAAUCCCAAAGCCACACCCGCCUAUUCCCAAACACGCGAGAGACUCGCCAGCAAACCCCUGGAUCGUGCGCCAACGCGCCGUGUCCUCCGCGCAGGGAGUUGUGGCUGCUGCGGUUGCUCCUCCUGUCAAAGUAAAAGGGGAAUCCACGCCCGUGAAUGGACCUUCGACGCCGACGCCGCAGCGGCCAUCCGAACCUCCACAGGUCGGUAGCUUGGGGCCAUGGGAACCGUCUAUCACGGGGUUUAUCCCGCACGAGGAGGUCACCAAAAUCGUCGCCGAUUUCCUUUUCCAACACGUCGUGCUCCGAAAUGACGCCAUUGCAGCCCCUGCUGGGGCGGCUGCUGCCGGUCAAAUGCCUAUCAUUGAGGUGGAAGCUAAACUGGGUCAGCUCAUCGACAUGGAUCGCGGGGAGCGAAUGGUUCUGCCAAUCUUGACUGAGACUGUUGUAAACAAGGAUAACCCGCGCUUCAGGACUGCGUUUGAAAGCACUAUGACUGUGGCGCAACACCGAGCAAUGAAUAAUUUCCUCAACGAAGCGGUCAAGAUGUCCAUGCCCCAAUCAAAUCAAGGUCGCAUCCCACUUUCAUACGCGCACAAGAAGGAGAGGGAUACAUUCUACGAAGUCUCUCCCAACGAGCUUCCGCCAGUCAUCCGACAGAACCUCAAUCCGCGUCAUAAACCCAAGGUGCGUGUAACCGUCGAUCAGCGAACGGGCGAAGUCCUCGCAAAGAUCGUCAAAUGCCGCAUCGCCGACCUCGACGUACACAGCCCACGCACUUGUGUCGACUGGCGAAUCAGCGUCAACCUCGAAAUGAGCUACGACGGCGAUGUCAGUAACCUGCCCGUCGCCGACGGAAGGGGUGGUCGUGGCGGCGACCGGAACAAGGAUCGUAUGAGUUAUCGACAUCUAGCAUACCAGAUCGAUCUAACCCAGGUUGCGAAAUCAGAGCCCCCAGUCAAAGGCGAAUUCGAACACGAACUCGAAGUCGAAAUCUCCGCCGCCGAAAUCCGCCGCCAAGGCCAAAUGGCUAUGACAGGAGAUCCCAAAAACCAGUAUGAAGAACUGAUCAAGGGUUUCGUGGAUAAUGUCCGUGUUCUAGCACGAGCCGUACCGCCAUAGUUUUACCUUCAUUUAUCUCUAUCCACUUUUUUUCUUAUUCCAUCUUCCCAAGAAACUCUUUUUUUAUCUUCUCGCACAUAACACGGAUACACAAAAUUGGACGACGGGAUCGCAUGCAAUAACAACUAUUUAACUAUUCUAUGGUCGAUGAGAUGCUUAUGUAUGUUUGUGAUUUUAUUCAUUGAUUAGAUCUCUAGAGGAUUGCGUUAAGUUGUUUCUGCAAUCCCUCUCUGUUUUACUAUGUAUUUUUAUUUUGAAGUCUCAAAAGCAAGGCAAGAAGGAAUGAAUGCAAGCAAGCAAGCAAGCGGAAAG